CGUGCUGUUUUUCUCACCUUCCUUCCGCAUUAAACGCGCGAGCGAUCGAUCUUUCGUGCGAACGUGUGAAUCGCGCGAUUACGCGUCUGAACCGAACGUCAAAUUCGUCGAGCUCUUUUUCGCGCGCGCUUUUUUUUUCCCUAACCUAUCCGACCCCCUUGUGUGUCUCUCUCGCUCUCGUGCGGCCCUGUGACACGUCGCGUUUGACGUUUCCCCGGCUGAUCGUCCUCUCGCUGAUCGAGAUCGACAAAAAAAAAAAAUGAUAAACAUGACGGUCCCUUUUUCUCGCGUGCGCUUCGCGCAGGUUAUUUGUCCGCUGUAUCUGUCAAUCGUCACAAAUGGUAUAGAGGAUGAAGAUGUUGAAUCCGAACCAGAGCAUCCUCUCGUAUCGAGGCCGGACUUUGUUCCAGAUACAUCCAGGCUAGUGGACAACAACAUAAGUUGUCUCGUAGGAGAGGCCUCUGGGGUAAUGCAAACUUCUAGACAACAAAAUAAGUCCAUCAUACCUGUGAUAGAAAGAUUAAACCUCAAUGAUGGUUCUAGUCGAAGUGAAACAUGUAACUUAGGAAAUAAUUUUUUACCAAAUAAUCCCCGCAUGUUAAAGAAUUAUUAUUCUAGAAUAUCUUGUGGAAUAUAUUCAGAGGACGGAAAAUAUUUCCUCUCUGCGACUCAUGAUAAACAGUUGUAUGUGUAUAGCACGCAUAAUGGUAGAUUGAAGCCAUAUAGGACAAUUCAGGCAUGCGAUGUAGGUUGGAGUAUUCUGAGCGUAGCAUUUUCUCCAGAUAAUAGUUACAUCGCUUACUCGACUUGGUCGGAGACUCUUUUUCAAUGCCCUCUUUUGAUGAAAAAUGAAAAUGAUUCCAGUAAUGGGAUGCAAACACUACAGUUACACCCGAAAGAGCGACCAUUUUGCGUAUUUUCAAUAGCCUUUUCGAACGAUGGUAGAAAUAUUAUUUGUGGCGCUAAUGACAACCGUAUUCAUAUGUAUGAUCGUCAGCGCAAUCAAAAAUUCAGUGAGAUUGAAAGUCACGACAAGCAUGUGAAUGCUAUACAUUUUGCUGAUGACUCUUCACAAAUUUUUUUCAGUGGCAGCGACGACGGAUUGUGUAAGGUGUGGGAUAUGAGACGAGAUAAAAUGGUUGGAAUGUUUGCUGGGCAUCAAGAUGGAAUUACGUACAUCGAUUCACGCGGCGAUCAACGAUAUUUAAUAUCCAAUUCUAAAGAUCAAACCAUCAAGUUGUGGGAUAUGCGCAGAUAUUCUACAGAAACAGUCAGUCAAUCUAUGUCUUGGGAUUACAGAAUAAACCAUUUAACUGCAGCAGAACGAGGAUGUACAACUUUAUUAAAAAACGACACUAGUGUCAUGACAUAUUACGGUCAUUCCAUUCGUAAGACUUUGAUACGUUGUCAUUUCUCGCCAAAAAUUACAACCGGCCAACGAUAUAUUUACACGGGAGAUUCGAGGGGUCGACUUAUCAUAUACGAUCUUCUAACGGGAAAAAUAGUGCACAAUGUAAGAGGUCACACAGGAUGCGUCCGUGAUGUUAGCUGGCAUCCUUAUGGCCACAAUAUCCUUACCUCAUCGUGGGAUGGUAAACUAUGUGAAUGGAGCUACAUGGGUGAUAGGAGUCCCGAUGUGUAAUAAUAAGAAGACAAGGAAUAAGUGAUUACUAGUCUCAUACCAGAGUGAAAGAAUAGUUGAAUGAAGGAAAGAUUAUACAUUCAUAUAAAAAGAUAAACAGAAAAAUCUUACAAAUACUGCAAUUGAUCUAUAUUUGUAAGAUUUCUCUUUUUCCCGAAGCAAAAAGUUUAUAAGAGAAGAAAAGGAACGAAUUUGUUUUGAAAAGCAGACAGGAAGAGGAAACGGCUAUUGAUGAUGACAAGCUUUGCUGGAUUAGUGCUUUUGAUUUUCCAGAAUACAAGUAAGUGUUGUACAAGACUGAACAAACACGCUUUUUCUCGCCCGCCUUUGUGUUUGCGUAUUUUGAGGCAAAAUUUCUCGCCAUGAUUGUUUUUUGCGUCAUCGACACAGAAUGAAGACUAGAUACAAUCAUUACUUAAUCUGUUGUGAUGAUACCAAAACAAUCUGUUUAUACUAUGUACGCUACGUAUAUAUCUCUUCCUCUUUUCAUAUUAUUUUACAAAGAUUUUAAACUACAAAGAAGCGAUGUUUUUUUAUUUAAAUCGUCGUCUCGUUUUAUGAAAUA
Messenger RNA from Nylanderia fulva, 2207 nucleotides. RefSeq names its product DDB1- and CUL4-associated factor 11. NCBI's taxonomy places the organism in Eukaryota, Metazoa, Arthropoda, Insecta, Hymenoptera, Formicidae. Gene Ontology annotation, cellular component: Cul4-RING E3 ubiquitin ligase complex. Gene Ontology annotation, molecular function: protein binding. The record is from RefSeq and is a predicted model, not a curated record. Gene Ontology annotation, biological process: proteasome-mediated ubiquitin-dependent protein catabolic process.